Messenger RNA from Heterocephalus glaber (naked mole-rat), 2383 nucleotides. It is a transcript of the gene Hcrtr2, whose product is annotated as hypocretin receptor 2. The record is from RefSeq and is a predicted model, not a curated record. NCBI's taxonomy places the organism in Eukaryota, Metazoa, Chordata, Mammalia, Rodentia, Bathyergidae. Gene Ontology annotation, biological process: circadian sleep/wake cycle process; G protein-coupled receptor signaling pathway; feeding behavior. Gene Ontology annotation, cellular component: plasma membrane. Gene Ontology annotation, molecular function: orexin receptor activity.
GUUAACAUGUGUUGACCUUUUGGCACAUCACCGACCUCCACAUGUCUGUGUGUGUUUGUAGAAACUGCACGUGAAAAUGAAGGAAAAAGUUCGAAAAGAAAGGCCUUUAGCCAACAAACAGGUUAAAUCAUUGCCGUGACUUUCCCCGUCCGUCGUCCGUCCUCAGCCUUGCCCUGGCUUCCCUGCGCGAGAGGAGGCCCGGGCCGAGGACCAGGCGCUGAACGAGGAAGGCGCGAAGGGUCUGGCUCCCUCCUUGUCACUGCCGCAGCUUCCCCGGUGCACACCCUCCUGCCAAGCCGGCGAAGCCUCCUCGCAAGUUGGCGGCGGAGGACUCCAGAGGAGGCGGCAUUGGCUCCGUAACUUUUCACGUCAUUUUCUACUCGGAGCCCCGGUUGCCGGUCCACGCAGCUUCCCCGGCAGAUCCCCAGGGCUCAUGGGGCGGGCGGAGAGCGGCUUGCAGCACUGAGCCGAACCCGACCGAGCCCGUGAUGUCCAGCACCAAACCGGAGCACGCUUUCCUCCCUCGCCGCAACUGGUCCUCCGCCUCGGAGCUGAAUGGAACUCAGGAGCCCUUUCUGAGCCCCACCGACUAUGACGACGAGGAAUUCCUGCGGUACCUGUGGAGGGAGUACCUGCACCCCAAAGAGUACGAAUGGGUCCUGAUCGCCGGCUACAUCAUCGUGUUCGUGGUGGCGCUAGUGGGGAACGUCCUGGUUUGUGUGGCAGUGUGGAAGAACCACCACAUGAGAACAGUAACCAACUACUUCAUAGUCAAUCUCUCUCUGGCCGAUGUGCUUGUGACGAUCACGUGCCUCCCAGCCACGCUGGUGGUCGACAUCACGGAGACCUGGUUCUUUGGACAGUCCCUCUGCAAAGUGAUUCCUUACUUACAGACUGUGUCGGUGUCUGUGUCUGUACUCACGCUGAGCUGCAUCGCCUUGGACCGGUGGUACGCCAUCUGUCACCCCCUGAUGUUCAAGAGCACAGCCAAGCGGGCCCGGAACAGCAUCGUCAUCAUCUGGAUCGUCUCCUGCAUCAUAAUGAUUCCUCAGGCCAUCGUUAUGGAGUGCAGCACCAUGCUGCCCGGCUUAGCCAACAAAACUAUGCUCUUCACAGUCUGUGACGAGCGCUGGGGAGGUGAAGUUUACCCCAAGAUGUACCAUACCUGCUUCUUUCUGGUCACCUACAUAGCCCCUCUGUGUCUCAUGGUGUUGGCUUAUCUGCAGAUAUUCCGUAAACUGUGGUGCAGACAGAUCCCCGGGACGUCCUCGGUGGUGCAACGGAGGUGGAAGCCCUUGCAGCCGGCCUCGCAGCCUCGGAGCUCAGCAGCGCAGGCCAAGUCCCGGAUCAGCGCGGUGGCCGCAGAGAUAAAGCAGAUCCGGGCCAGACGGAAAACAGCGCGGAUGCUGAUGGUGGUGCUGCUCGUGUUUGCGAUCUGUUACUUGCCAAUCAGCAUCCUCAAUGUGUUAAAGAGGGUGUUUGGGAUGUUCACUCACACAGAAGACAGAGAAACUGUAUAUGCUUGGUUUACAUUUUCACACUGGCUGGUCUAUGCCAAUAGUGCUGCGAACCCAAUCAUCUAUAAUUUUCUCAGUGGAAAAUUUCGGGAGGAAUUUAAAGCAGCAUUUGCUUGCUGUUGCCUGGGAGUUCACCAUCACCCGGAGGAUCGGCUGGCGAGGGGGCGAACCAGCACUGAGAGCCGCAAGUCCCUGACCACCCAGAUCAGCAACUUCGACGUGGUGUCCAAGCUAUCUGAGCAGGUGGUCCUCACCAGCAUAAGCACACUCCCCUCGGCCAAUGGGGCGGGCCCGCUGCACGACUGGUAGACUCUUUGCUCCCCUGCCAACAAUACCCAAGUCAAGCUAUUCUUUUUUAAAAGCUCUCUAUACCGAAUUUUAUUAUCUUAAUGAUCUGAAGCUAAAAUGCUUGUCAAUCCAUUUUUUAAUAAUCGAUUGCUCUUUGGAAAUAAAAAAAAGUCAGUUUAAAAUCAUUUCUCAACUUUUGAAUUAAAUAUGUUAGAAGUUUUACCUCCACCUGAACUUAUUUCAGCCUAUUUCACUUUUAGCUUCAUGUAUUAAAAUUGGUGUGAAAUAUUUUGACAUUUUUAGUUAUUUUUAGAAUCAAUCUCUUGUUAUUUUAAUCUCACACAUUCAGAUUGGUUGCUAAAAGCCACAAACAUUUAGGCAGUGGUUGUCUUUUGGCUGCUAAAAUAAGUAACAAUUACUAACUCCCAGUUAACAGCACACUUAUUUUAGUUGACUUGUUUUUUAAAAGUCACAAAAGACUGUCAUCUGAAAGAAUAUUUGUAUAUUAAGUAGCAUAUUAUGUGAGAUAAUGCAAAAGAUAUCUUUCAAAACUACAUGAAGUAUACACUAUUUAACUU